Naegleria gruberi is the source of this 546-nucleotide messenger RNA. RefSeq lists its product as uncharacterized. The coding region runs from base 1 to 546 and encodes 181 amino acids. Gene Ontology annotation, molecular function: procollagen-proline 4-dioxygenase activity. Gene Ontology annotation, cellular component: endoplasmic reticulum. NCBI's taxonomy places the organism in Eukaryota, Heterolobosea, Eutetramitea, Acrasida, Naegleriidae. The transcript has a single exon. Gene Ontology annotation, biological process: peptidyl-proline hydroxylation to 4-hydroxy-L-proline. The record is from RefSeq and is a predicted model, not a curated record.
AUGACUUUACUUUCUGCUCCUACAGGAUGGAACGAGAUGGUCUAUGCACCAAUACUGAAUGAUUCUAAUGAUGAGAAUAUUUCACAAAUACAAAAAAAUAUGCUUCUGAUGGAUUCGAAUAAUUGGUGUCCACGAGUUUCAAGAAAAACAGUUGAGGAGGUUGAACAAGUAAAGAAACCAUGUUUCGUAUUGGAUCAAGUGCUUUCAAAAGACGAAUGUAAAUUAAUGAUAGAGUUGAGUGAAAAGAUGGGAUAUGAGGAUGCGGAUAAGUUUUGCUAUGCCUAUAAUGAUCGAUUUAAUGAUCGUUUAAUGAGUGACGAUCCAAAAUUUACUGAAAUAGUCUGGAAUCGUAUAAAGCAACAUCUGCCACAAACAUUGAGUAAGGAUGGCAGAACAUUGCACUUAGCAAGUAUAAAUCCUCGUUGGAGAUUAUGCAAGUAUAAACCAGGGCAUUAUUUCAACAAACACGUCGAUGGCAGCUUUGAGGAUCACAAGAACAAAACAAAGAGUUAUCUCACUCUCAUUAUUUAUCUGAAUUCUCAAUAG